ACGGAAGUUUACGAACUACGUUAGUCAGUCGUAUGGUCAUGCUGGUUGUAGCCCAUGGCGGUAGCAAAGCGUAACUUGUUUAACUUAAGUUUAUAUCGUAAGUUCGUUUUUACAUAAUCGUAAUAUUGUGGCUGCAAACUAGGUUACGGAAAAAUGGAUUACUUCAUUGAGCCAGUAAAAUCAGACUGCGAAGAUAUACUGAGCAGAUUUCAGAGGACUGAAUCGGUGCGAUACGAGGAAUUCGCGACCAUCUGGAGAAAAAUGGACUUCCCCAGUAUAUUUUAUGGAAAGAUGCCAGCGAAUGAGACGAGAGCCUUCUGCCGUUUAGUCCUGACCACUGCCUAUCCGUUCCUCCUACCUCCGUACAAUUUCCAGAUUCGAGUUGGCGGACUGUAUUUGCUGUACGGCUUAUAUAACACACAACUUGCCGUACCUAAGGAAAAGAUUAGCAUUGCUCUGAAGGACUGGGAAAACAUAAUGAAGUUCCUGCAGGACGCUUUGAGUUCUCAGCACUAUGACGUCUGCUACAUCUUCAGACAGCUCAUCUCUGAUAAAGCCUUUUACUUCGCUGCCAUGCCCAAACAGCUGAUCUUCCAGGUGAAGAGGAAGCCCAAGAGGCAGGUCGUGUGCGAGGAGUUUCGGGAUCGGCCGGCGCGUGUGAAGGAGCUCAUCACCUCAGACACCCUGGAGGAGAUUAUGAAUGUGCAGGAACACUAUGAGAAGCUGAAGGCAGCCAUCUCUGCGACCCCUGGCCAGCCAGACCCAGCAAUCAGCCUGAUUAACAAGGACCUGGGAACAAGCCUGCAAAACACAGUGACUGGGUACCAGAAAUGGCUAGAUGGGAUGGCAGGUAAGAAGAAUGAAUCUGGAGAUGCAGUUGCUGAUCCUGGUGAAGGAACUUCUCAGCAGGGUGAAUCUUCUCGAAGAGCAGAACUGUUGGCAUCCAUCAAAUCCAAAUCUUAUGGCCAGUUAGUGGAGGCGUCUAAGUCCCGGCGGCACCGGCAGGUGGAGAUGGACCCGUUGGCCUCAGAGGCGGAGCGCAGCCAUGAGCCAACUCGGAAGAGGAUGCCGUCUCUGAAAGCUAGGACCAAGAAGAACCUGCUCAGCAAAGGAAAUUUGAAACAGGAAAUUCUGGAGGCUACCAAGCAGUGGCGUCUCAGCGUCACUGAAGAGGACAAAUCAGAGAGACCAAGACAGAAAGCACGAUUCAAAUACUAAAGCCUGAGAAGUGGAAGAAGAGGAUGCUGAAGAAGGGCCAUGCUUUCCAGAUGAAAGCUUCAGUUUAAGAUGAGGAGAACUCAGAGGGCAAGCGGUGUCUGAGUUUUUGUCUGGUUGGACGUCUCACAGGAAGCAGCUUGACCAUUCCUAUGCUGAUUCGUUGACAGAGUUCUCAAUAUUAAGGACAGAAGUCAAAACAGGACCUGCACAUGUACUAUAGAGUUUAUUUAUUUAUCGUUUGUUAUUGAACACCGUUUUAACCA
Molecule: messenger RNA, 1481 nt
Organism: Conger conger (European conger)
Lineage: Eukaryota; Metazoa; Chordata; Actinopteri; Anguilliformes; Congridae
Gene: snapc1b
Product: small nuclear RNA activating complex, polypeptide 1b
Exons: 10
Coding region: 154-1218 (354 amino acids)
Biological process (GO): snRNA transcription by RNA polymerase II; snRNA transcription by RNA polymerase III
Cellular component (GO): snRNA-activating protein complex
Molecular function (GO): sequence-specific DNA binding
Source: RefSeq, a predicted model, not a curated record